Molecule: messenger RNA, 1749 nt
Organism: Penicillium odoratum
Lineage: Eukaryota; Fungi; Ascomycota; Eurotiomycetes; Eurotiales; Aspergillaceae
Exons: 3
Coding region: 1-1749 (582 amino acids)
Source: RefSeq, a predicted model, not a curated record
AUGAGAUCGACUACCCUGAUGACUUUUCUAUUGACCACCAAUUCCGAUAUUUGGUCGGUAAAACUACUCGGAUCAUGGGACAAUUUUACGAACCCUUAUGUGAUGGAAAGGGACAGGCGUGCCGGCCCAGGCCACUGGAAGGGAUGUCAUACCUUUACUGAUAUCAUGGGCGAUGGGCCCGAUAAGAACCAAUGGCGCACGGGUGGCUUGAAAAUGGGAGCCACUUACUGGUAUUAUUAUCUAUUGAAUGACGACGUGGAGUCCUAUAACAAGGCCGAACCCGUCACCACUAAAUGUCCUCUUUUGCCGGGCCAACCUAUCAAUGUUUUGAACGUGCCCAUCAUUCUACCGGAUAGCCACUGCCAUGGUCGCUCUGCCAGUGGCAGCUCGCAGAAAGAAGACUACCGCACGAUGAACCCCGAAGACAAAUAUAUGAACCCGCGCAAGCCACCAAAGCCCAAUUUGGCUCGUCUUCAAACUUCCAUCCCCGAUCCCACGCAAUCAUCAAAUGCCCCCAGCGUCUCGCCUGGCGGGAGCUUUCUCCAUCGGAGUGCAUCUCAGCCGAAUAGUGCAACCCGGAAACAGGAUAAGUCGAAAGAGGGACGUUCAGCGUCUCCUCCGAGAGGUCUUGGCCUUCGCCAUGCCUUGACUCAGAAGCGACCUGGGCCAUCCCCGAGAGCGCAAGCUUUCAAUGAAGCGUUACGUCAAAAGGCCCCAAUCAAUGAGCGCCGCGAUAUUCCUGGUAUUUGCGUCAAUUCUGGGCCGGCCUGUCCGUCAACCAGCCAUUCCGACAAUGCUAUGUCAAGCAUUCAGACCCGUCGUGCACUCAAGGCAAAGGCAGGGAACGCUUCCCAAGCUCGAAAUCUGCUCACCGUGGAGACUCGUCCCCAGCACCGCAAGCCCAAUGGGCAAAUGGCUGCAUCUGGCUCGGGUUCAGGGCCAAACGAUAGGGUGCGCGCGCAUGCUAGGAGCGGCUCUGACGACUUGACGCCUACUGGGCAUGAUAUCAGCGAUAAGAGACUGCCCUCCCUUCCCAACACACCUUCUUCCGUUAUGGAUGAAGCUGUGCGUGCUAUCGAUGAACGCGACAAAGCAUUAGAUGCAGCAGUGCUACAUAGCCACUUCUCCAGCAUGACCGCGGAUGACUUUACCAAUUCCCGCUUCGUGGCCGAACACAGCCGAUUCUCGGAAUGGAGCACCGACACAGAGACCGAGGACAGUUCCCCUCAGUCGAUGAUCUCCACUUCAACAUUCCACCUCGAGUCCCGUGGGUCCCAAGAGUCUCCAGCCCCAGAGGAAUGGAGAACUCCCGAUCUCACACCCAACGACACUGCGACCAAUACCGACCCCAACACACCCCACCUCACUGUAAAUUCCAAACCCUCGUCCCCCAACUCAGCAUCGGGUGAUAUCCCUCCGUGGCUGCCACAACUCACAGUCUCCCUAUCCUCACCUCAUUUCUCCGGCUCUGGUCUCGGAAUCGACCAAAUGGAUGAAGUAGAAAGCAACCCGAAACGUCACGCCGCGUUAUUCAGUGCGCUGGAAUCCAUGCAAGCGCUUUCCCUGACAGAGAGUCGUGACGGGUCCCCGAUUCUUCUGUCAGAGAAUGACCGACGCGAUUCGGGGACGCAUUCUCGGCGUAGCGAUGCUGAUUCCUUCCGCGGGAAGGCAACCAUGCAGGAAAUCAUGGAUGAACUCAGUUACCUGAAGAAUAUGAUCCAGGCUGAGAUGGACGGCGAACCCUUUUGA